Molecule: messenger RNA, 2393 nt
Organism: Tachysurus vachellii
Lineage: Eukaryota; Metazoa; Chordata; Actinopteri; Siluriformes; Bagridae
Gene: hnrnpm
Product: heterogeneous nuclear ribonucleoprotein M
Exons: 16
Coding region: 162-2168 (668 amino acids)
Biological process (GO): alternative mRNA splicing, via spliceosome; regulation of mRNA stability involved in response to oxidative stress
Cellular component (GO): post-mRNA release spliceosomal complex; nucleus; cytoplasm
Molecular function (GO): mRNA binding
Source: RefSeq, a predicted model, not a curated record
UCAAAUAUCCAUUUCGUCGCUCCGCCGCCAUUUCAACUGUCCAGGAACGCAACGUAUCGAGCGGUUCGGUGUAACAGCGUUUCUUGACAAACGAAAUUAUAAGUAAUUUUAGCGAUUAAACAUCUCUUUUCUGUUAUUUUUUGCUUUUGGUGUUAGUUUGCAUGUCAGGAAAAGAAGAAACGUCGAAUAUGUCGUCUGAUGGUGCAGCAGAGAAACCAGGCCAAGGAAAUGCAGUGAACGGAAAGCCCAGCCAUGAGUCGAGGAAGGAGAGAUCAUCCAAACGAGUAGGGAGUAGAUAUGAGCCCUAUGCCAACCCCUCCAAAAGAUACCGGGUUUUUGUGAGCAACAUCCCUUAUGAUGUCAAAUGGCAAGCGCUGAAGGACUUGAUGAAAGAAAAAGUGGGUGAGGUAACGUACGUGGAACACUUAAUGGACGCGGAAGGCAAAUCAAGGGGCUGCGCGGUGGUUGAGUUUAGAACUGAAGAACUAAUGAAGAAGGCUGUGGACAAAGUCAACAAACACAACAUGAAUGGACGUCCUUUGAAAGUGAAAGAGGAUCCAGAUGGGGUGAUUGCACAGCGUGAAGCCCACAGGGCUCAGGGUGGUGGUGGAGGACCUCCUGGUGGUAUGGGUGGAGGAAUGGGUGGUGGAAUGGGUAUGGGACCUGGACCUGGUGCUCCCCCCAUGGUCAACAUCCCACCGAGUCUCAUGAACAAUCCAAACAUUCCUAAUGAAAUCAUUCAUGGCCUUCAAGCUGGCAAGAUUGGAAGCACAGUUUUUGUUGCAAAUCUUGAUUACAAGGUUGGUUGGAAGAAGCUGAAGGAGGUGUUUGGCAUGGCCGGGGUGGUCGUCCGUGCAGACAUCCUCGAGGACAAAGACGGCAAAAGCAGGGGCAUGGGGACAGUCACCUUUGAAAUGCCCAUUGAAGCUGUUCAAGCAGUCUCCAUGUUCAAUGGCCAGCUCCUGUUCAAUCGAACCAUGCAUGUGAAGCUGGAUGAGAAAUCUAUGCCCAAGGGUGACUUUGCACCCCCUGAGAGACCUCCUGCACUGCCCCGUGGUCUGAGUGGGAUUGGUCUUGGUCUGGGACCUGGUGGACAACCUAUUGAUGCUACACAGCUGAACCGUGGUGGAGGGAUGAACAAUAUGGGGCCCGGAGGAAUGGAUGGGAUGGGAUUUGGUGGCAUGGGUAGAAUGGGAGGAAUGGAUAAUUUUGGAGGUGGAAUAAACAACGUUGAUAGAUUUGGGCCAUCUGGAAUGGGGAGGAUGAAUGACAUGGAUCGUGGAAUUGGGGCUGCUUUUGACAGAGAAUUUGGUGGGCGCAAUGAGAUGGGAAUGUCCCGCAGUAACUUUGGAGACUCUUUUGACAGAGGCAUGGGUAACUCCAUGGGAAUGGAUCGCAUGAGUUCUGGCAUGGACCGACUUGGUUCUAACAUUGAUCGCAUGGGCAGCCUGGACAGAAUGGGGAUGGAUCGCAUAGAUCGUGUCUCUGACUUGGACAGGAUGGGUUCUGGCUUUGAUCGCAUGGGCUCGAGUAUGGAUCGACUGGGGCCCAGCAUGGACAGGAUUGGAUCUGGCCUGGACCGCAUGAGCUCUGGCAUGGACCGCCUGGGUCCAUCCAGUUUUGACCGCCUAGGUCCAUCCAGCCUGGAGCGCAUGAGUGCUGGCAUGGAAUUUGCCUCCCCAAUGGGCAUGGACAGAAUGAAUUCUAAUCUUGACCGCAUGGGGUCCAGCUUUGAGCGCAUGGGCUCUGGUGGGUUGGACCGUUUUCCAGCCCCAGGAAUGGACCGCAUGGGCUCCAGCAUGGACCGCAUGGGCUCUGCUGGUGUGGGAGGACAGUUUGAUCGUGGUGCAGAUAUGGAGCGUGGUAACUUUGGCAGCUUUGGUUCAGCUGGGCAAGGAGGGCCAGGCACUGGACCCAAUGCCAGAAAGGGCUGUCAGAUUUUUGUCAGAAAUCUGCCGUUUGAUUUUACCUGGAAGAUGUUGAAGGAUGCCUUCAAUUCAUGUGGCAUGGUGCAGUAUGCUGAUAUCAAGAUGGAGAAUGGCAAGUCCAAAGGCUGUGGUGUGGUUCGCUUCGACAGUCCUGAAACAGCAGAGCGCGCUUGCCGCACCAUGAAUGGCUAUCGACUGAACGGCAGAGAGAUUGAUGUGAGGAUCGACAGAAACGCAUAAUCCCCCUGCAGUCCUGUCUCUCGUUCUCCUCUUCUAUACGGAACUUUCCAUAUUUUUUGUUCAUUACAGUUCUCCUAGUGCAAAACUGAUGCAGUUUUAGUUUUUGCUUGCUUAAGUUUUUAGAAAGCAAAUUUUAUUUUUCCUCUCACUUUUUAUUCUAAUGCUGAUUCAGAAAUGACCUUUUGUUAAAGGUUUGACAAUAAAUUCCAGACCUUUGAGACAUUA